AUGGCUAGGAGAGACAAGCUUCCUAAAGAUUUUACAAAGAAGCUUCAAGUGAUUGUUCACCGAAUUCAGGGACUGUACGGUGGUCUCAGCACUGCCCUAGUUGGAAUAGUAGCCACUAACUUUCUCUACUACUACUUCUAUGAAUAUACCGGCAAUAAACUCAAAGGUAGAGCAGGUAAGUUUUCCGAUCUAAAAGGCCUCAGUGCUAGAGAAAGCAUAAUUGCUGGGCUGGUCGGAGGUGUUGUAUCGCGUAUUGUGACGAACCCUAUUUGGGUGGCUAAUACUAGAAUGGCUGUGGCUCAGGGUCGCGCUGGUAACGUCCUUCAUGUGAUCUACGAUAUCAUUAAGAACGAAGGAUGGAAGAAAUUAUUUGCGGGAUUGACACCUGCACUUGCACUAGUUCUUAAUCCUAUUAUUCAGUAUACCAUCUUUGAACAGUUGAAAACUGCAUUUGUUACCAGAAAGAGAAGAGCUUUGACUGCUGUUGAUGCAUUGUAUUUGGGUGCAUUUGGAAAGCUUGUAGCCUCUUUGAUCACCUAUCCUUCGUACACUGUGAGAUCCAGAAUGCACAUGAACAAAGGCUCAUCCAAAACCAUUGAUCGUAUGGUGCUAGACAUCAUACAUAAUGAGGGUGUAUCCUCAUUUUACAAAGGCUUGGGCCUUAAGUUGAUCCAGGGAACUGUAUGCUCUGCCUUCUUAUUCUAUUUUAAAGAAGAAUUUGUCAUUCAGGCUCAGCUCUUACUUAAAGCACUUAAAAGAAGACGAAGCCCUGUCUAUUAA
Brettanomyces nanus is the source of this 780-nucleotide messenger RNA. RefSeq lists its product as uncharacterized. Gene Ontology annotation, molecular function: AMP transmembrane transporter activity; FMN transmembrane transporter activity; ADP transmembrane transporter activity. Bases 1 to 780 code for a protein of 259 amino acids. NCBI's taxonomy places the organism in Eukaryota, Fungi, Ascomycota, Pichiomycetes, Pichiales, Pichiaceae. The transcript is spliced from 2 exons. The record is from RefSeq and is a predicted model, not a curated record. Gene Ontology annotation, cellular component: peroxisomal membrane.